This is a messenger RNA of Lontra canadensis (Northern American river otter), 1555 nucleotides long. It is a transcript of the gene FAM169B, whose product is annotated as family with sequence similarity 169 member B. Lineage: Eukaryota; Metazoa; Chordata; Mammalia; Carnivora; Mustelidae. The record is from RefSeq and is a predicted model, not a curated record. Bases 45 to 1160 code for a protein of 371 amino acids. The transcript has 9 exons.
UGGGGCAGCCCCCGGGGAGGGACACAGCGCCGCGGGAGCCGAGCAUGGAGGCAGAGGCCGCUCGCAGAGCUGCAGGUGUUUACCCCGUGGAUAUUUUGGAAGAUGACCCUGAAAGGCAUCUGGAAGCAGCCCUGGCUUACUACGCCAUGCUUAAGGAAGGGAUGCAGCCCUCAAAAGAGCUUUUCUGUCUUCCCACGGGGGAGCAGGUUAAACUUGAAGCCUCGUCUGUUUGCUUUUGCACUGUGCACCGUGACGAACCUCAACAUAAAAUAUUAGUCUUGGUUAAUCCCCAGGACACGAAGACAGUGGUGGCUGUUUACAUAAAGGAGUCCUGGUGGCCCACCGAAGACGUCCUACGAACCUCUGAUCCUGCCAGAGAAGGUCUCAUGAAGGUUCAGUCAUUUGGGGAAAGGAUUGUGCUUUUCAUUCUAAAUGUUGUUAUUUUUGGAAGACUGGAGAGAAAUUUGGAUGACCGAGACAUGUUUUUUUUACCUCACUCUGUGAAGGAGCAAGCAAAGAUUCUGUGGCGGGAUGGGUCAGCAGUUGGAUUUUACACGACCAAAAGGAAAGGCAGCCUGUGUGGUGAUGGUAUGGGUGCAUGCUACCUGCUACCUGUCUUCGACACCGUGUUUGUCAGGAGGAAGUACCGUCGCCAAGGCCUGGGCAUGGCCAUGCUGCAGGACUUCUGUGAGACGUUCCGAGAGGAUGAAGCCCUGGGCGUCAGUUGGCCGAUUUCUCCUGCUAUGUACCAAGUCUGCAGGAAGUUCCUGUUGGCCCAUCCCGAGGAGCGCGGACGCCUGUGGGAGGUGGAACCCCCAGGAGCCUGGGGCCAGCGAGGCAGCAUCUGGUUGAAGGUUCGACUGCAGCAGUCAAGACCUCCAGACUCUCACCCAGGAGAUGCCAAGGACCGUGUGAGCAGUCAACGGCAGACUACUCCAGAUGAGGGACCCGGACAGUCCGAAGAAGGCAAGAAGGAGAGGACCCGUGGAGAAUGGGAGGAGAGAAAGAGCGAUCAAGACUGCGGAGUGGAAGAAACAGCAGCGGGGUGGCUUGGAGGAGCCUGUGGGGCCCAGCCGGAGGGGAAGGCGGCCAAGAGGACAGCGGUGGAGGCGGGGCUGGCCUGGGAGUCCCAGGAGAAGCACCUGCGGCCCAGCUCCUGACUCCUGGGGGCAAACCCGAGCCUCCUCGAGGGGCCUGUCUGGGCUCUGGGGGGCACGGGCGUGAGCGCUGCCUCCGUCACUCCGUGCUCGCACACCCAGCAGCUGGCCUCUGCCCUUGCUGCAUUGUACUUUGAGGAGAAAGGGACGGCACAGACCCUGCCCACCUGGGGCUUGUUUUGUGGGCUCAGGUGAUAGAAAGCCUAUAAAAGUGCUUUAUUCCUCAAGUACAGAGAUCUAAUAAGCAGGUACAAGCAGCCGUUUUCCUGGGCUCAGAUCUCAGAAGUGUGUUUGUUAAACCUAAUAUGGUUUCUGUUACCUGGGGUGAAUUGGUAGAGACUGUACUAGAACCACGCGGAUAUGCCUCUUUCUUAAGCGCAGUGAAGCUCUGAGAAGGG